Messenger RNA from Bursaphelenchus okinawaensis, 2562 nucleotides. The record is from the annotation of a GenBank genome assembly. NCBI's taxonomy places the organism in Eukaryota, Metazoa, Nematoda, Chromadorea, Rhabditida, Aphelenchoididae.
AUGGUAGUGGAGGCGAAUCGAGAUGCCUCCAAGGAGUGUAUCUACAAGGCCAAUCAGGCGUUUGGGUCCGGCGACAUUGCCAGAGGGAAGAAGUUGUUGGCUCGUGCUCAGAAAUUGGAUCCCGGCUUUGAUAGUGAAGGUACGUUAAAGUUCUUGAGUUUUUGUUCGAUUUUUAGGUCAAUAAUGAGAUAUUCUACGUGAUAUAGGUAAAAUACAAGUUAGCUAUACAAUUUUGUUAAACGAUAAUAACUUUUAGCAGUUUUCUGACGGUUUAAUUGAUGUUAUUUGUUAUCGAAAUCUAGCGUGAAAUACCGUUGGAAUCUAGAGCACGUUUCUUAAAAGCCAAUUAUUGCAGAAUACCUAAGAUCCAAGGGGAUACCAUCUGAUGGAGCUCCAUCUUCACCCAACCCGCCAAAUGAACGAAGCUACUCUCACGAUGACCACUAUGAAGAACCAGAUGGGUUAAGAAACAGAAGAAAACGUUUUGAAAACCAUUUCUCAACAGAAUCUAAUGAUUCGAGGGGUAUGUGGAUACAUGUUUUUUAAACUGAAAUUGCUUUAUGAAGCAAAAAAAAUUUAAGUUAAGGUGUGUGAUAGGGCUCAAUAAGAACUUUGGUGCAAUAUCUUGUUUUUUUAUUUUAAAAAGAUGUGGACUUUUGGGUAAAAAAUUACAUUUUAGGAGCACAAUCAAGUAGAUCUGAUGCCCCGGAAGCGUCAAGAGCUAAAAGCAGUCGUAGUAGGUCGAGAUCGUUACCAAGAGCGAAUAAUCAGGAAAAUAGAGAUGAUGGAGGUCAUCAUGUUCAAAGGUAUGCUUUUUACUUAUUCUAAAGCUUCAGUCUUUUUACUGCUUAAUGAAAGAAAGUUAAUGAAUACAUUUUUUAAAUUAAAAAGGUAGUUUCGUACAUUCAUGUUAACCUAAUUUUAGAAUAAGACAUUGUAAAGACUACUAUGAGAUCCUCCAAGUGUCUCGUGAUGUCACUGAAGUUGUACUCAAGAAGAAGUAUCGAGAGUUGGCCUUGAAGUUGCAUCCGGAUAAAUGUCAAGCGCCUGGAGCGACUGAGGCGUUUAAAGGUAAUCUUUACGUUUUUAAAUUUUUAGAUUUUUUUAAAAAUGUUUUACUCAUUGAAGAGACAGUUUCACGGGUUGAAAGUUAAAUUAAAUUAUUUUUUGUUUUUUGAAGAGUUUUGAGUAAUACCACUUUGUUUUAGCUCUUGGUAACGCUUAUUCGGUGUUGUCUGAUCCUCAAAAGCGUGCCAGUUAUGAUACGAGAGGAACAGAAGAAGUGUCGCAUAGAAGAACACGAGGAUUCUACGAUUACGAUGUCAACAGGGGAUUUGAAAGUAAGUUUUUUAUAUUAAGAAAUAUCAAUUUUAAGUUAUUGUUUAUGUCAGUUUAUCUAAAAGAUAAAAAACACAAAUUUGAUCUUUGAAAACAGUAUAUUUUUACAUUUUAGCUGAAAUGACGCCUGAAGAAAUAUUCGAAAUGUUUUUCGGAGGUGGAUUUCCAGCUGGUGGAGUCUACAGAAGAAGAGCACACUUUCAUCGAGCUGAGGAGGUUCAUGAAGACAGGGUUGGUUUUUUUAGUUUUUUUUUAUUUUUAGAUUUGGAAUAGAAAACUGUUUAAGCAAAGGCUCUGGUAUUUACUUUCGAUUAAUAAUGUGUAGUUUUUUGAUUAUAUGAUCAAAAAGAUAUUUUUAAAAAUGACCUUGAUGUAUUAUUCGCAUUUUACAUAGUUUAAAUUUUUCAGGGUUUGUUCUCGAGCUUGUUACAACUUGCACCCUUGUUUGUUUUACUGUUUGGAGCCAUGUUUGUUCAAUUUUUAGCUGGAGAGCCCGCGUUUUCAUUGCGCGCCGAAGGGUAAGUAUAUAAUAUUAACAACCUCUACAAAUCUUUACGGAAAUUGCCUUUGAUUAGAGUGUAGGUUGUAGUGAUGUUUAUCUUUUUUAUAGUGCACUUGGUUUAGCGGGUUACUGCUUUUUAUCAGGUUGUUUAAAUAAUUCUGCGCCCUCAAACCAAAAAAUUCGCUAUAAGAAGUGGAACAAAGUUAACAAUUUAAUAUAUUUUACAUUUAAAAAGCAUGAUACGACAGUAUAUUCUUGUAUGCUUUAACUAAUAAUUUUAGGGGCUACACGGUGCAACGGUUUACCAAAGACUUACGAGUACCAUAUUAUGUAAAAUCGGACUUUUUGGCUCGAUACGGAGACAGGAUAUAUCAAGUAGAUGUGAAUGUAGAAGAAGAGUACAUCAGCAAGUUAAGGCUGAAUUGCUACAAGGAAAAGAAUCACCGUAAGUCAUUUUAAUUGUCGUAUAUUGUAAAGAUAGAUCUUUAGUUUUUCUAAAUGUUGUGAUAAAGAAGCUUCUUGACUUUACUUGUAACAGUAAACUACAACUGAUGAAUAUUGUGUGGUCAAAAACUACGUAGAGCUUAAUUACUAAUUUUACACAAAUUUCAGGGGAAACAGCAAUAUGGCGUGCAAAGAUGUCGGGAGACGGGAAUCUGUAUACACAAGCACAACGCAUGGAACUACCCAAUUGUAGACGUCUAGAGGAAAUAUAUCGUUAA